AUGACGGCUGUGUCUUGCAGCGUGUUGCGCAGUGCCGCUGGACGGGACCGCUUGAACGGUGGGACUUUCAGGAUGCUUGGCUUGGCAGUUCUGGGCGCCAGCACUCUCUUUCUGUUGAAAGCCAUCAUGGAUGUGAGUGUGCUGGUGCGCCUGCUGGGUGAGAGGCCGGUUCCGCUGGAAACUGAAGCUUUCCUUCUGGCCCAGGUGCCACUGGCAUUUGUGGCAUGGUACGGCUUCCAGGGUGGAUAUGGAACAUUGAUCCAGCACGGCCUCCCAAAGUUUAAGUUCUCAGUUCGUGCGGAAAAGGGUCGAACUUGGUUGCUGACUCUGCUGGCAGUUGGUUAUGCUGCCACAGCUAUACACCAGGUGAUUUGGGGCAGCGCUUGCCUCUUCACUGGUCCCUUCACUUUGGGAGCCCUGCGGUGCUUUGUGGUGGCGGCCGUGGCGCAUGUUUGCCAGGAGAGCCCAGGAUUGGAUGACGUGGACCAGAUCUAUUUGUCAGAUGGAGAUGGGUCAGGUCAGGUGUCAUCCUAUUACAAGCGAAAGAAAGGGAAAGCCGAGCCGGCGCCUGAGGGACACGGGCGACGCACCUGGAUUUCAGCUGCAUUCCGAGAGAAGCCCAGUGGCUAUGGCACUUCUGGCAACCGGACAAAGCUGCUGCCGGUGUCAGGACGAAUUGCUGGUGCUACUGCGGACUUCUAUUUGUUUGUCUCUGGAGAUGAGGUAGAUCCUGACCAACAAGUUACUCUACCUGCCAUGAGUCUGGACGGAGGUUCGGAAGAGGAAUACCAAGGGUACUGGGACUGGAACUCCCGGAAUACCCGUUCUUUGGGCGACGAGUGGGUCGAGCGUAUGGCACAUCCACAAGUGAACUGCGAGUCCUACUGGUACAACACAUCAACCGGGAUCACAAGCUACGAGCAGCCUGCAGUGGGAACCACUGCCGUGUCAGCAGUCGACCUGAGCUGCGACCUGCUUCAGGAAGGCCCUGUUUGGACCUUCACACCUUUCGAACUGAAAUCCAUCAUGCGCGAAGGUCACGCUGAAGACUUUGGCUUCACAGCUGAAGAAUUGGCAAAGCGAGCUUGCUAUGAGUUUGAGACUUGGUUGCCGCGGGUCCUGUCAUGGCACGACUACCAGUAUCGUUGCUUCUGGUUUUUUGGAGGGAAAGAUACAAACGACAGAAACCGCGACUCCGGCGCUUCCAAGAGUUUUUUCAGCUCUGACGCAGAAGCAAGUCGCCAGCUUUUUGCCGAUGAUGAGUUCUUUGAGGCGUGCACGCGCUUGCUGUGCCAAAGGUUGGAGCGGAUGCAUCCCAUCAAUCUGACGUAUUUCGUUUGGACCUAUGCUCGUGCAGGAGUGUAUCAUGAAGAGUUGCUGCAAGCUGUGGCCGAGCACUUCUGCAAGGGCUGGCUUCCCACCAUGGAUCGUUGUUCAUUAGGCACCAUGGUUUGGAACUUCUCAAAGCUGGAGUUCCGUCAUGAUAGAUACUUCGAGCUUUCUGCACAGGAGCUCUAUCGUCCAAAUCGGUUGCGGUCUUUGGCGCCUCGCAAUUUUCAAAACAGCAUGAUCGCCUUCAGCAAGCGAAAACAUUGGAACGCCAAGCUCUUCGAAGCUUUUUGUCGUGGCAUCCCCCGCUUAUUGGACAACCAUGAUCCAAAGUUCCCGAAGACAGACACGGAGGUUCUCUUCUCCUACACCUGUAGAGAUGGGAGUGAGGUUCCUGCAGAUGCCUUCCGCAUUGGUUCGCUCACGGUGAUCACCAAAGGCUUCCAGGACCUGCGCGCCCACGGCCCAGCGGUCGAGGAGUGCAUGAACUCCAUGCUAAGCUACGUCCGGCGCAGUGUGGAGCGGUCUCCCGCCAUGAUGCGCGAAGCUGGAGAUGCCUGCAACUUCCUGCGUCAAUUAGGUAAGUUCACCCCGACUGCCUCGGGCAAGGAUUCUAUGCUGCUGCAACUGGGCACCCACCCUGCGGACAGCGCCAAGGAUCUGUCAGGCAUGCUGAGCAACAUCAACCUGGAAGAGAUGUGCAAGAAUGCUCCAGAGAGAGCAGUUGGACAAAUGCAGGUGCCCUUUUCUGACGGCUUCACUGCGAAAAGCGGGGCUGGACUGACAGGAACUCCCCCUGCAGCUGGAGUCAAAAUAGGUCAGACGGCCGCAGUGGCUGGUCCCAAGCGAUUGAGCUCGGAGACAUACAGGACUCUGAACCUGGCCCUGAUCCUGGAUGGCGUGGCACGCAUUGCUAUUUUGGUGGCCACGGCAGACAAGCCGCCCGCCCUACUGGCAAGCGUUCUGGUCUUUCCAGCGGUGGAUCUGUUUUGUGCCCUUGGCGGCUGGUUGAUUGGAAAGUACUACAAGCCUUGA
Molecule: messenger RNA, 2364 nt
Organism: Cladocopium goreaui
Lineage: Eukaryota; Dinophyceae; Suessiales; Symbiodiniaceae
Source: the annotation of a GenBank genome assembly